Molecule: messenger RNA, 6508 nt
Organism: Clarias gariepinus (North African catfish)
Lineage: Eukaryota; Metazoa; Chordata; Actinopteri; Siluriformes; Clariidae
Gene: l3mbtl3
Product: L3MBTL histone methyl-lysine binding protein 3
Exons: 22
Coding region: 252-2561 (769 amino acids)
Biological process (GO): regulation of DNA-templated transcription
Cellular component (GO): nucleus
Molecular function (GO): protein binding; zinc ion binding
Source: RefSeq, a predicted model, not a curated record
CUGGGCAUUAGUCGUGGGAGAAUUUAGGUAAGAGACAAAUUAAAACUCGAAUCAAACUGCUGUGGCCGCGCGUUUCGCUUCUGGACGGGAUGAUGUUCUGUUCCGCACGGCGCUGCACUUUUUACUCUAUUUGCCCGACGCGUAUUUCGACUUUAACUUGGCUAUAAAAGUGUAAAAAAAAAAAAAAAAAAAAACGCCCAGCAGCGCGCGAGGCAGGAAGAGCUUUCAGUAUCUCUGUGUGGUUCUCUGUCAUGGAUCGAUCGAGCCCUGAGUUUGACACGUAUGGGGCGAUGGAGUGGAGCGACGGAGUGGGAACCCUACCUGGCAGCCAGCUCAAGUUUCGUGUAAAUGAAUUCGGGGUGCUGGAGGUCAUAACAGAUGUGGGAGAUGAGGAAGGGGUCAAAAAGGCUCAUGCUACCACCACAUGGAGUGUCCCUACAGCACAAGAGGCUCUGUCAAUUGAAGUGCACUAUGGUCAUGAACAUGUCUGCAGUAACAGGAAAGAAACUGCUCCCCACUUCCUGCCUGAGGGGCGUCACUGCACCAACGGCAGCUUACACCUAGAGCAGCAGGCAGAGAUCAAGUCUGUGAAAGAAGAUUCCAGAAUGAACAUUGAGGUUCCUCGGGUCAGAAGGAAGAGACCACACUCAGUCAAGAGGGUGGAGGAAGAGGUGGACGAAGUGACGGAGGUGGUGGAGGAGGAGGAAGUAGAUCACGAAGAGAAAGAGGGCCGGCGGCCGGCUCGGGGAGGUCCACGUGGUCGCAGGAAGCGCAGAGGAGACACAGCUCUGCUCAGACAGCUGGUUUCAUACGGAGGGAGGAGGAAAUCAUGGUGCUGGGCUUCAUAUCUGGAGCAGGAGAAAGCCAUUGCUGCUCCCAGCAAACUCUUUAAAGAGCACCAGUGCUUUCCACAGAAUAAAAACGGAUUCAGAGUGGGUAUGAGACUGGAGGGCAUCAACCCCUUGCAGCCCGCCAUGUACUGCGUCCUGUCCGUCGCCGAGGUAUCCGGCUACAGAUUGCGUCUGCACUUCGAUAAUUACUCCGACUGUUACGAUUUCUGGGUGAACUGCAGCUCUCCUGAUAUCCACGCCGUGGGCUGGUGCGAGAAAACAGGGCACAAGCUGCAUCCGCCUAAAGGGAUGAAGAGUGAUGCCUUCAGCUGGAGUUCGUAUCUAAAGACCAACAAACUGCAGGCAGCUCCCAAGUCUCUGUUCCACAACCACAACACUACAGUCACGCCUUUAGGCUUCAGGAUGGGGAUGAAGCUGGAGGCAGUGGAUAAGAAGAACCCGUUGCUCGUCUGCGUCUCCACCGUAAGGGACAUGGUGGACUGCCGUCUCCUGGUGCACUUUGAUGGCUGGGACGAGAGCUACGACUACUGGUGUGAUGUGACAAGUCCGUAUAUCCAUCCAGUUGGCUGGUGUCAGGAGAACGGCAGAACCCUGACCACACCUCCAGGUUACCCUGAUGCGGAGAACUUCUCCUGGGAGAGGUACCUGGAGGAGACGAGCUCAUUACCUGCUCCUGCCAGGGCCUUCAAAGCGAAGCCUCAGCACAGUCUCCAGGUGAACAUGAAACUGGAGGCGGUGGACGUGAGGAACCCUGUGAUGGUCAGAGUGGCUACAGUGGUGGAUCGAGACGAGCACAGAGUGAAGAUCCAUUUCGACGGCUGGGCGGACGAGUACGAUUUCUGGCUGGACGCAGACAGCCCGGAUAUCCAUCCCGCAGGGUGGUGCACCAAAACUGGACACACCCUACAGCCACCAGUCAGUCUGGACGAUACAAGUGAAUCAGAGCAAAGUGGAUGUCCUACACCUGGGUGCCGAGGAGUCGGACACGUCAAAGGAGCUCGCUACUCUGGACAUCACAGUGCCAUGGGUUGUCCAUACUCUGAGAUCAACAUGAAGAGGGACUCAGUGUUGCCGGACCGGCUAAGUGGGGAGAUGCCGGGUUUUGGAGUGGGUUGUCUACAUCGGGCAGAACCGAGCCCUGAUGCACAAGCACAAAUUCACAAUAAACCUGUCUGUCACCCGGACAAGGCCAACACGGCAACCAUUGCCAUGGAAACGCCGCCUCUGAGGCCGGUCGGCACGGAGUCGAAGCGAAGGGUCGGGAGGCCGUGUAAGGUGAAAAAAGUAGAGGAGAAGCCACAGGAAGAGGAAGCGGAGAGCGAGGAGUCGUCUGUUGCGGAGACAAAAGAGCUGACUCUGCAGCAGGCCCUUCAUCAGUCUGUAUUUAUGCCAUGCUCCAUCCCUUCUCCCAGCAUGCCUCCGUGCUGGGACCAACACAGUAAACUCCUACCAUCAGUGGCGGGCAUCACGGCCAGCAAAGUAGCCACCUGGAGCGUAGAGCAGGUGACUGAGUUUAUUCAGGGACUCCCGGGAUGUAAGGAGCAAGUACACACAUUCAGGGAGGAGCAAAUUGACGGCGAGGCAUUCCUGCUGCUCACCCAGACCGACCUGGUGAAGAUUCUAAGCAUAAAACUUGGCCCGGCUCUCAAGAUCUUCAACUCCAUCCUGAUGUUCAAGACUGCCGAAAAGACUGCCUGCAACGAACUCUGACCUCUGCUGACCUCAAUGGUUUGUUUGUGACUUUUGAACAGUGACAUGGCAAGGAUCUGUGUCAGAAAGUGGAAUGGCAAACUGUGAUUAUGAGUUGAGAAUAUGAUAUAUACUGUAUAUAUAUAUAUAGUGAGCAUAAUUUCAAAACUCGAACAAAUCUAAUGGUGAACAUAAUGAAGAUGAUGAUGAUGAUGAUUGUUAUGAUGAAGCACUACAAAGCACACCAGCCUAUUUUUCCUAAUGUGGGUUUUAUGUAAUGAAAGCCAGAUGCACUGAAAACUGCACAAAAUCAUUGCUUUUUUUGUGUGUGUGUGUUUGUGUGUGUGUGUAGUAUACAGAAGUAGCUCUCGCAAACUAUGGAGAUCAUUUCCAGAUUUCUUUCAGUCGCUUUGCUGAAGCUGCACUUUUUCUGUUUUUUUUUUCUGCACAUCAUGUUUUUAGUACUGUUUUUAAUUACAAAAUUAUCGGGACAUUUUCAGGAAUGUUGUAAUGUUUCUAAGCAUAAUGUUCAUGCCGGGGUCAAAAAAAAAAAAAAGUGAAAUUGCGGUGAACUUUGAUGUUGAUGUUAACAUUCAACAAUGGAAAGCAUUUCUUCGAUGAAGAAAAGCAUUGGGUUAAAAAGAAACCUUCUGUAAAAAAAAACAGCAAGAAGACUGAAUGCACUCUGAAGUUUAUAGAAUUUUGGGAAAUGUAUAAGAGAAAUAAUGUAGAUGUAGGGAAUGGAUACUACCUCAAAUGUAGUGUCCUUCUUUAGUUUUGCACUCAAGUGUUGAGCUUAGUCUCAUUCUGCUUAACAAUAGCAUAGAGUUUAGUCCAGUGUAGUACUGUACAUCUGGCUCAUUAGUAUGAUUUGUAGGGUUUCUUAAAGUAACUAAAUCAAUUAUUUUAAAAAUGUGAUUUUUUUUUUCUUUCAUUUGAAACACUUUUAAUAAACACAUCAGCUUUCAAACUCUCCAGACAUCCAAGCAAACUGCGAAGUAAACAAAGUGACGCAGAUUGAUGUGAAGAAGCUGAGUUACUCAUCCUAUAUUAACGUCCUGUAACAGCACCCUUUAUUUCCCUUAUUCCAGAUCAAAGAUCAUACUAAGUGAUCGUACAAAGUUUUUAUCCAUUCAUGGUUGUGUAACGUCACUUAACAGCCCCGAACGCCUCCUUCUCCCUCACAGCUUCUUUUUUUUUUUUCCUACUGUCUCGAUAAAAAUAAAUAAAACCCUUCUGUCCUGAAGAUAUGUCGGCAAACUUCCAGCAUGGUAGCAGGGACAAUAAUUACGGUGAUGAACAGAGAGAGGAAGAGCAAGAGGACAGAGAUGGAUUUUUUUUUUCCCCGCACUUUAUCUCCUCUCAUCUGUCCCUGCAACCCAAACACACUUCAAAUGAGUCAUGCAUUUAGUGUCGCUUUCUAUCUGAAAAACUCAUUUGAUGUAUGUGUGUGUAUGUGUGUGUGAAGUGUGUGGGUGUGUGGGCAGUGCAAUUCCAAUAUUGUCCUCUCCCGGGUAAAUCUAAUCUUUAAACCUGUUCGUAAAGGAAGCACCAGAUUCCAUCGUCUAGCCGAAUAUCACCUGUUAUUAUAAUCAAUAUUACCAUAAAUAAUGCGGCUGGUAGAAAUAAGGCUUGAACGGAGAGACUCGAUUGGAAUGGCAGAAGCUUCGUUCUUUUCUCUUUUUUUUUUGGCAGCCCUGCUCAUGUAUGGAGUGUGUAUAGUGGCCGUCUCUGUUCUCCAACCCAGACUGGCCAGAAACAUUAUUAAAGAUAAGUUGUUUUUGAUUCGCCUCCGAGACGUGUGCUAUUUUUAAAUCCCGCUUUUCUUUUUCUUUCCCUUUUUUCAGAGCAGUGUAGGCUGGGUGCUGUGAUUCUUCUUUCUGUUCUCUAUCAUUGUUUACUUACUGUAUUUAUUUGGUGUGAGGUUUGGUUUUCUCCAAGUGUUGCACAAAUACUGCAUGGAAUGUUCAGGGUCUGGGCGUUCAGGUAAAAGAAAUCUCUCUCCAUCUCCAGUUUAUUAUUCAGUUUUUCAUUUUGAAGCAGGUUAUUCAGUCAGUGCUCUGAAUCAUUCAGUGACUUACACUGAAGCGUGUGUAGUUACAGGAGACAGGGCCCAUCUCCUGGGAUCUGCAGGGCUCCUCCAGCAAGGCUCUACUCCGUGAAGGUCGCGCACGCACGCGUGUGUGUGUGUAGUGUGUGUAAAUGAGAUCAUCGCGGCGGAUGACUGGGGCAGAAGCCUCUCUUCACUGUCUGUCACCUUCAGCUAAAGGUGAACACGUGCGCUGACUUAAAGGUCAAGGAUAACGCACUCGGUGAAUCCGUUUGCUGCAGAUGAAAUAGAUUGAUAUAAACAGAAACUGUAAUAAAGAAUCUUUAGAGAACUUAUUGGACACCACAGCCAAAGGUAGACUGUUGAUUCAAUGUGAUUUUAUUUUUGCCGAUUUGAUCAGUUAGCACGUGUGUUUAUCGUGUACUAAAAGUGCUCGUAGUUUCAAACUAGUGAAAUGAUCUAAUAAACACUGAAAUGCUGUCUGACGUGUGGUGUUGAUUGUUAAAAUGUCAUCUAGUACAAAACAAUAAUCUGUUUUUUUUCCAGCCAGUAUUCUGCUCCACACUCCAGUCCAGUAGGAGGCAGUAUUGCACCAACCACUCAUAAACUCAAAAGAAGAAGAAAAAGUAAUAGUCCCCUAAAACGAGCGUAUUUUGCGAGUACUUUGUGGAACAUGUAAGCGUUUUUUAUUCUUUUGCGUUUGAAAAGUCUUUCCUUUGAUUUAUCCACCUCAUCGUCAUCGUCGUACUGCCUUCUGUAAAUAUCAAUCGCUUUUACGCCUUUGAAGUCAGUGCUUUUGGACACCUUAGCGUUAAUUGUCCUUAAUGGUCCAAUGAUGGCAAAGAGUUUUUCUGUGUGUUUUAACAACCUUCUUUCUCAGCCGGAUCAUGCCAUCCUUGCUUCCUGUUUCAAAGCGAGAGCCCUCCAGUAAUGUGUGCAGAAUAAUUAAAGACUUUCUCAAGUGAAUUUAAUGUAGGAGUUUAAUGACUGUACUCCCUGUGGUACUGUAAAACACAAUACACUGCUCGGAUUAAAUCCUCUCCUCUCCACAUGACUGAACUGUCCUGCCAUGGGUUGAAGCCUUCGUUUUGCGAACCAUGACGGUUCAAGUAGCUUUAUAGUGAACAGCACUGCUCUAAAUCCUCUUGGUUUCCCAAAAAGAAUCUAAUGGUGCAGCUAAAUCCUGCCGGUGCCAGCGUUUGCUAAACCCCUUUGGAGUUAUUACCCAGCAUGUCUGAUCAUGACUCAUGACUCGCUUCAGAGGAAGCAUGACGGCAAAAGCAAAAAAAAAAAAAAAAAAACUCGCCCGUGAAAUUACUGUUGAAAAUUACUGUUUUUUUUUUUCUGAAAGAUUUUUUAAGAAAAUCUUUUAAACUGUGUACACUUGUGUAGAAAGCCCUGAGUGUAGAGCCCUUACAGAUACACGUGUCCAGGAUGAACACAGUGAAAUUAUCCCACCUAACUCCAAAAUGCCGCACCCAGAGGCACUAAUUAAUUACCCUCCGAAGGCUCUGACCUUAUCCAGCAGUUCCCAAACUUCAAUGCUAAAAAAUGGAAAUUUUAAUCACAACGCUGAUCAAUGUGUAAGACUGAGAUAAACUAAUUUGUUUACAAUUAUUGGAAUCCCAUGGCUUUGUUUAUUAGUUAUCGUUUGUUUCUUAUUAGUUCUGAUUGAAAAAUUGUUAAAAUGUGAUCAUACAAAACAUUAUUUAAUUUAAUUCCAAAAUAGAAAACUGAAAAUGUGGUACUUAUCUACUUGUUGUAAAUGAUUAAAAAGAGUAAUUGUAUCACUGCCGUACCUUCACCGACAAUUAUUUAGAGAAACGUUUUUGUCAAUAUCUGUUGAUUUUUGUCAUAUUAAAAGUCAAAUUUUGAGCAGUUUUUCGGGAGUAUUUAACAAGAUUUAAAGAACAGCACU